AUGGCCCUCCCAUUGAAACGAGCAAUCGAUCACGUCAAGAAUGGUCAAGUGGAACACCUUCAACCAUUCAUGAAUGAACUAUCUUCUUUUAUCAAUGACUGUACACAAGCAACUGGCUAUGAAACGUUACUCUACAAGGCAUGUGACAGGGAACAAGUGCAAGUGUUAAAAUUAUUAUUGCAAGUGAAAGGAAUAGAUGUCAACAAGGGAUCUAAAUUGAAUAAUUAUAAUAUUUCACACCCCAAUAGGGAAUCGUAUGUAUUCAUUCGUAAAAACAUGGUUGAUUCAAGAUUGACACUCGCUCCGUUACAGGUUUAUUCUCCUCUCUAUAUUGCUUGUAAACAUAAUCAUUUAGAAAUUAUUCAAUUAUUACUUUCUCACCCGAAUAUAAGGAUUGAUCAUAGGGCAACAAACAUUGCCAUGAAAGAGCAUUGUAUUGAUUUGAAUUUACUUUCUUUUUCUAUUAAGAGUUCAUCCAGUGAUGCAUUGAAUGAUACAUCUCAACGAUCAUUUAUUUAUGCCAAGUUUUAUAGUUAUCAACAUUUACAGCACGUGUCACUGGUCAACAAGUAUGAUCGUGACACAUUAUUUGAAAAUUCAAAUAUUAUUGUAUUUAAACCUCUCAUUAAGCUGAUGGCUCCUUCCUUCUAUAAGAAAGUUUUGAAAAAUAAGGAAUUGAUACUCUCACUUGAUCACUCUGAAGAACAAAUUGUACAACAUAUGAUUAAUUCAUUUAUUUAUGGAGGUCCAAGUGAUUUACUCUCCAUCAUGAAUGUGACAGACCAGUCGAAGAGUUCUCUCACACUUCUCGAAACACUCAAAUUGUGUAUCCAAGUUGUUUUUAUUGUAAAUCAAGUGGUAAAUGGUGAAUGUACGAAUUGGAAAGUACAAGCCGUAAGAGCAGUCGUUUCAGUUGUGAAAUUUGAAAAUAUUUUGGAUACACUUGAUUUGAUUCAAACAUUAUUGGAACGAGAACACAAAUACUUUAAAUCUCGUCACGAAUUUGAGAAUUCCAACACUUCUACAUGUACUUUAAGAAAAAUCAAAGAAUAUUGCCUUGACUAUAUUGGAACCAAUGCUUGGAAAGAUGAAGGAUAUGAUUUGUAUGUGGAAAAAGAUCCACGAAUGCAGCAAUAUGCCAUGUCUGUCAUCAAGCGAAGAGAAAUGAAACCUCAGAAUAUUUACGAAACACCUUGCUUGGUCUCAAACACUCUAUUUUUUGAUCUCUAUCAUGGUGGAAAGAAGACUGAUUUUGAAAUGAAGUUGAUGAGUGGAAAAGUUGUCAAAUGCCACAAGACCAUGCUGAGUUCAAAAAACAGCUUUUUUGAAGGUCUAUUUUCUGGAAAUUGGUCUCUCGAUCUUGAAGAAAAAUAUGGAGACGAGAUGGAAUAUAUUGUUCAAUAUUGUUAUGGAUUUGUAGAACAAGUGCCUCAACAUUUGAUCGUACCUCUCAUUAAGAAAGCUCACGAACAUGAAAUGAAUGAUCUCGUAGAAGUACUCGUCAGAAAAGAGUUAAUUCUGACUCUGGAUAACUUUGCUCAAGCGGUUGAGGAUUUGUAUGACUACAUGGAAGAGCCUAUCAUUUCGAAUACAAUUUUCAAGUUUGCCUCUCAAAACAGAAUAUCGUUAUGGGACAAAGUGGAUCCGAAUUUACUUCAUCCGAAACUACAAUUGUGUUUGGCCACAGGUUCCUUCUGA
This is a messenger RNA of Naegleria lovaniensis, 1698 nucleotides long. RefSeq lists its product as uncharacterized. Bases 1 to 1698 code for a protein of 565 amino acids. The record is from RefSeq and is a predicted model, not a curated record. NCBI's taxonomy places the organism in Eukaryota, Heterolobosea, Eutetramitea, Acrasida, Naegleriidae. The transcript has 4 exons. Gene Ontology annotation, molecular function: protein binding.